UAUUAUAUGUUGCUAUUAAGAUUGUUUUAGUGACUUCAAGUAAUAACGGUGUCAAACUAUCAGAAUAUCAGACCGAUGAAAUGAGUAAUUUAAAAGAAUUACAUAAUAACAUAGACUUAAAAAAAUAUAAUUCUAUGAAAGAAAUCAAUGACCCGAUAGAGAGAUAUAUUUUAAAUAAUAACAAAUUUCAACCAAACGAAGGUAGAAGAGUAAUAAAAUAUACGAUUACUAAAAUACCUAUAGAUGAGGAAAACGUCGUUAAAAAUUUUAAUAAUGAUGCUUAUAGAACAGGAUUCGAAAAAUAUGUAUUAAAUAAUCCUAAUGGAAUACAUAUUGAUGAUAAUGGAGAAGAAAGUAAAAUUAAAACUACUUAUAUUUGGCGAGAUAGUCAAUCUGCGAAUGACGUUAAUAAAAUAAUUCCAAUAUCAGUAGACAAAGAACAAAUUGUUGGUAGAGAUAUUUCAAGAAUACAAAGUAUGUCUCAAAAGGAAGAACAAAAGAAUCAGGAUAUGAGUAUAACAACCCAAGGUAAGCAGUGGGAGUCGAAUGAAGAUAUAAAGAAUCUUUUCAAGUUCGCAGAAAUUCGAAAAACACACGAACCAGCUAUUUUUACCGAAACUGAAUUACUGAGUACUUUAAAUUCGGCAACCGGUGGAUCUCAGAAAAAGCUGGAUACUUCCUCAGUAACUUCCUAUUUAGCAAAUGAAAAUAGUCAGGGUCGAAAUAAUUCAAAGAUAUAUGUAGAUUACGUAAUAGAUAAUCAACGUACGCAUGAAUUUUAUCCCUGGAACAAGGUAAUGCUUGAAUCCAAAGCAAAUCAACUAAAUUUAAAAGGCAAUUACAAAGAUAAUAAUAUAUUACAACAAGAAGUAGUAUAUGGACAACCAACAAGUUAUAUAACGCCAUAUGAAAUGGCUAAAUUGUAUGACUCUAGGUCAAAAAUGAAAAAUGAUCUAUUAUAUAAAAUAGACUUACAACAAGAAGAAAAUAAUGAACGUCUAUUAAACCCUAGUACAGAUACGCAGAGCAUGUCUAGAUUAGGGUUCGAGGAAAGAAAUAACCAAGACACAAGUAUAAUAUCGCAAACAAAACAUUGGGAGCCGAAAGAAAACAUAAAUAAUCUUCUCAAGCUAUCAGAAACUCGUACGAUGCAAGGACGCGAACCAGUCUAUACCCAAACUGAAUUGCUCAAUGACUUGAAAACUGCUCCAGAUCGAUCUCAGAAAAUUACAACUACACCAACAGCAAAGUCAUAUUUAGCAAAUGAAAAUAGACAAGGUCAAAAUAAUUUAAAAAUAUAUGAAAAUUACGUAAUAUAUAAUCAAAGUACGCGCGAAUCUUAUCCCUGGAAUAAGGUGAUACUUGAAUCAAAAGCAAAUCAAAAUUUAAAAGAUAAUAAUAUAAUACAACAAGAAGUAGCGCCUGGACCACCAAAGGGUUAUAUAGCGCCAUAUGAAAUGGCAAAAUUAUAUGAAUCUAGGUCAAAAAUGAACAAUGAUCGAGUAUAUAAAAUAGACUUACAACAAGAAGAAAAUAAUGGAAGUCUAUUCAACCCCAAUACAGAUGACUUAAUACGAAAUAAAACAGAUACCCAAAGUCUGCAAAAUGUUCAAUCGAUUUUAACACUUAACAGUCCAGCAAAAGAGUUGAUUCUAUCAAAUGAUGAACUUCUAUCAAAUGACAAUACCCAUACUAAAAAAAUAUAUGAAACUGAUUCUAUAGUCCAGUCAAAUGAUAUAUUAAAAUUAAAACCCAUUCAUAGAAACUGGAAGGAUUCACCAAAUUAUAACAAAUCAGAAUUUUACACUAAAACUCCAUUUGAACAUCAAGACGAAGAUGACGCUGAACAUAUUAUGAACGAAAAUGGUUAUAAACAAUACCUAAAAAUCUAUCUGAACCAAGUGUUCUCAAAUGUUGCAGUGACAAUUGAUUACAUACAAAAACUGUUAAACCUAGAUGAGACUUAUUUGUAUAAUAUUUUGCAAGAAUAUGCCCAGUUGUCUAUAUCUAUAUUCGACGUAUUAGCAGAAAUUGACAAAUAUUAUAGUUUAAUAAAUCACCGUUCACAUCAAAAUUCUCUCGCAAUAUUAAAAAAAUAUAAAAUCGAUGACUACAAACAUGACAACGGCAAUAAAGCAACGGAACACCUAGUCAAUUUGGUAAAAAAAUACGAAUCGAUGAACUUAGAAGUGAAUAGGGACCCAAAACAAGUAUUCGAUGACAACAUAUAUACUUCAAGGCGUAAUGAAAUUUACACCCAAAGUCCGACGAAUAAACACUCCAAUUUACAAUUUAAAACAUUCCAACUUAAAGAACAGAAUGUACCAAUAUUGCGGGACAAUAUAGAUAUUAAAAACAAAUACGAAACUGAUAUUAUACACCAGUCAAAUGACGCAUUGAAAUUAAAGCAAAUUUAUGAAAAAUGGAUGUUAUCAAACUAUAGCAAACCAACUGACAUAAAUUAUAAAACUACAUUAGAGUUUCGCGACGAACAUGACGAUGAUCAAAAAUUGAAUAGAAUAGCUUUUAAAAAAUAUUUGAAUAUCUUUUUAAGCAAAGUAUUCUUAAAAGUAUCGCUGACAAUAGAUUUUAUACAAAAGCUAUUAAGUCUUGACGCUCUUAAUUUAAAUGAGAUUUUGAAAGAGUACGCACAUAUGUCUAUAACAAUGUUUAACGCAUUAGAAAAAAUCGACACAUACUACAGUUUAAUAAAUCACUGUUCCCAUCAAGAUUUUCUCGCAAUAUUGCGAACAAAUAUAAUCGAAGACCACAAAAAAGAGAUCAAUGACAAAACUGCGGAAAAUAUUGUAAAUUUGAUAAAAAAAUACAAUUCCCAGAUACCAAAAGUGAAAAAUCACCCAGAAUUUGUAACAUACUUAGAAACAUCAAACAAAAAAGAUCCUUUAUUAAAUGUCAAUACACAUAAUUCAAAUCGCGAUGGUUUGGUUACCAACAGCUCCUUAGAUCUUGAAUCUGACAUCAAAAAUGACAAUCAACCUUCAGCAAGUAAAAGAAUGCCAUACGUAAUAGAAAUAUUCAAACAAGAACUAGAAAAGGAGCCUAAAAAUGAUUUGCGAUUUAAGGAAAAAAACGAACAUCUAUUGUACAACAGUACAGAUAUUAUAAAAAACAAUGAAACUGAUAAUUUACCCCAAUCAAUUAAUGAUAUAUUAAAACGUUAUGAUAAAAAACAAAAGAAUUUACCAAACUACAACAAAUCAAAUGAAUUUAAUGAUAAAAUUCCAUCAGAUGAGCACAAAUUGAAUAACAAUGACUUAGAUAUACUAUUUCAAAUUAAAGAAAACAUGCAGCAUUCUAAAGACAUUAACUAUAAAUCAAAUAAUAGCAAUGAAAACAUAUUCAAUGAUAAAAUGAACUAUCUCAAUAAGCUUUACCUUAAAAUGUAUUUGAACAAGGAGCUCACAGCGUUGAAAAAAAGGAUAGAAUUAAUGCAAAAAUUGUUAAGCCGUUACAUGAUGAAUUUAUAUGAUAUUUUGGACGAAUAUACACAAAUACCUACAACAAUGCUUGACUUAUUAACAGAAAUCGAUAAAUACCAUCGUAUAAAAAAUGACAUUGCAAAUCAAGACAUAAUAGAAGAUUAUAAACUUGAUAACGAUGAUAUAAAUAUUGAGAGUAUAGUUAAUUUGAUGGGAAAAGACGUCUCCAAGCCGAAUUUAUUUCCUUUUAACUUAAAGGAUAGCUUCGUGUCAUAUAAUAGUAAUCUAGGCAACUCAAAUUGCAAUAGAGAAGAGGCUGCGGAUGUUAUUAUGAAAUAUUCAUUAAAUUUGGCAAAUCAACUAAGCAGUAUAGGUUGUUUCAAAAAAAAUUAAACAUAAGGAAGAUAAAUAUUACAUCUAAUCAAACUAUAAUUGGUAAUAAGUUCAUUGUAUGGGUGUUGGACUUGGGUAGAAGGAUAAUAAUAUGUAAUUAUAACAGUAUUUUUAUUAUGAAACAAUAAACU
Molecule: messenger RNA, 3964 nt
Organism: Vanessa atalanta (red admiral)
Lineage: Eukaryota; Metazoa; Arthropoda; Insecta; Lepidoptera; Nymphalidae
Product: protein PFF0380w-like
Exons: 3
Coding region: 81-3833 (1250 amino acids)
Source: RefSeq, a predicted model, not a curated record